Molecule: messenger RNA, 1324 nt
Organism: Culicoides brevitarsis
Lineage: Eukaryota; Metazoa; Arthropoda; Insecta; Diptera; Ceratopogonidae
Product: deoxynucleoside kinase
Exons: 4
Coding region: 245-1057 (270 amino acids)
Biological process (GO): nucleobase-containing compound metabolic process
Cellular component (GO): cytoplasm
Molecular function (GO): deoxynucleoside kinase activity; ATP binding
Source: RefSeq, a predicted model, not a curated record
UUUUCAAAAUCUGCAAGAAAAAACAACAAAAACACGGAAAUCAAAUAAUUUAAUUAAAUUUCAACGCAAAAUCGUACUUAACAAAUCACUGAUUCACUUGUAAUGUCAAGCUAACAUUCGCCUAAAGAUCUCAAGACACCAAAAAUCACCUCGCCUUGUGAUAGAGCUUUGAAAAAACUCAAAUGACGCAGAAAUCUCACCAUUUUUUGGAAUUUCACAACAUUCUUUCGCACUAAAAAAAGUCAUGCUUGCGACAUUUUCUCGUGUAAUCAGGCGUCAUUGUUCCACAUACUACAAGAAUAUGGCGAUGAAUGUGACAGUAAAUAGCACCAAAAUUGGCGCCGAUGACCCAAAUAAGCCGUUCACCGUUUUCAUCGAGGGAAAUAUCGGUAGCGGCAAAACUACGUUCCUCAAUCACUUUAACAAGUACGAUAGUGUUUGUUUGAUGGCAGAGCCCGUUGACCUUUGGCGCAAUUGUGGCGGCGUAAAUUUGCUGGAAAUGUUGUACACGGAGCCCUAUCGCUGGGCCAUGCCAUUCCAGACGUAUGUGACGCUCACGAUGCUCAAUACGCACACGCAUAAGACCGAAAAGCCCGUUAAAUUGAUGGAACGGUCGUUGUAUAGUGCGAGAUAUUGCUUCGUCGAGAAUAUGAGGAGCACGGGCGUUUUGCAUGAAGGCAUGUACAACAUUUUGCAAGACUGGUUUAAUUAUUUUACGACGAAUGUUCACAUUCAGGCGGAUUUAAUUGUUUAUUUAAGAACGACCCCGGAAAUCGUCUACGAGCGCAUGAAAAAACGCGGACGCAGCGAAGAAACCCUCGUUCCCUUCGAGUAUCUCAAACAGCUUCAUGAGUUACAUGAAAACUGGCUCAUUCAUGGACAACAUUAUCGACCAGCUCCUGUCUUGGUCCUUGAUGCCAAUCUCGACUUGACCGAAAUCGGUUCGGAAUACGAACGCAGCGAAACGAGCAUUCUCAAGCCGAUCCUCAUUGACAACACAAACAUGCCAAUUAUGGCAUCACCGAGCAAGAGAAAUGCCAAAGGCGACUAUUCCUAAAGCGAUUCGUGUUUUGGAAGAACACGUGGAACGUUCGGUCGAACAUUUGUCGAAUAAUGUAUUAGUAUCAAUUUUAUUUGGAAAAAAUUACCCAAUUAUAAGUAAAUUUUUAGUAUUUAGUUAAAUAUUUAGGACAUAUUAACAUGAAAAAUUAGCAUUUAGUUCAUUUUUUUUUCUUUACGCUUUCGUCGGAAAAAAAUUGCAGAAUCAAAAAAUGUUUAAAAAUUCUUUAAAACUAAAUUUUUGACAGUUAAAAUCAGGUUUUUU